Messenger RNA from Canariomyces notabilis, 894 nucleotides. Its product is annotated as S1/P1 nuclease. The coding region runs from base 1 to 894 and encodes 297 amino acids. Gene Ontology annotation, biological process: DNA catabolic process. The transcript has 3 exons. The record is from RefSeq and is a predicted model, not a curated record. Gene Ontology annotation, molecular function: endonuclease activity; nucleic acid binding. Lineage: Eukaryota; Fungi; Ascomycota; Sordariomycetes; Sordariales; Chaetomiaceae.
AUGAGGAUAUCAUUACUAACUUUGGGCGUCACAGCCUUGCCCGGGGUGGUGGCAUGGGGCGGCUUUGGGCACAUCACCGUGGCAUACCUCGCCAGCAACUUUGUGUCGAAUGAGACAACAGCUUUCUUCCAAGGCCUCCUCCGCAACGACACCGAACACUACCUCGCUGGCGUUGCGACAUGGGCCGACUCGCUCCGUUACACCAGAUGGGGCCGGUUUACGGGCCCCUUCCACUUCAUCGACGCCAAGGACAGUCCGCCGACGUACUGCGGCAUCGACUACGAGCGCGACUGCAAGAAGGAGGGUUGCGUCGUGAGCGCGCUGCACAACUACACGACCCGACUGCUAGAUACGGAGCUGCACGUCUCGGAGCGCGCCAUGGCGGCCAAGUUUGUCGUGCACUUUGUUGGAGACAUUCACCAGCCGCUGCACACUGAGGACGUUGCGCGGGGUGGUAACGGCAUCCACGUGCUGUUUGAUGGCAGGAACUUCAACCUACACCACGUCUGGGAUACGAGCAUUCCGGAGAAACUGGUGGGCGGCAUCCACAGAAAGCCCUACGAGGCGGCCAAGCGCUGGGCCGAUGUGCUCACGACGGAGAUCAACGAGGGCAAAUUCCUCUCGGCCAAGGACGAAUGGCUGAAAGCCACGAACGUGUCGGACCCAAGGUCUACAGCCCUGUCCUGGGCAACCGAGAGCAACGCGGUCGUUUGCACGACUGUCCUACCUCAAGGCCCAGAUGCCAUUGUCGGCCAGGAACUGGGCUCAAAGUACUACGAAGCCGCGGCUCCCGUAGUGGAGGCGCAAAUCGCGAAGGCGGGUUACCGUUUGGCGGCCUGGAUGGACUUGAUCGUUUCGAGCUUGCGCAAUCAGCCAUCACCAGGAGAUCUGUAG